AUGUCAAACACUAGCUCUCAAGCACUUGGAUCGGCAGAUGAGUCUGGUUACGUCACUGUGCGCCCAGAAGUCAACCGCGACUCGAGCACCGAACCGACUGAAGAUCCGUCUACAGGAUCAGAGACUGGAGAGGAAAACCCGUGCCAGCACCUCCCACACCAAGGAGUGAGCGUCCCGAGCCUAGUCAGCCUCGACCCCAGUCAUAGGGACGCCUUAUAUGCGAGCACCGGGAUGACUUGUCAGGAGCGACGCAGGAUGGAGGCCAUGGCCCGAGACCUGCAUGAUGCCCGUAGUAGGAUUGCUUAUCAUCAUCACAGCAUAGCCGACAUGUCAGACGUGGUGGAUGCGGUGUGUGGUUAUGCAUACUCCGCCCAGAGGACAGCAAUCAGAGCUAUGAUCACUAGCGCUAUCGCUGGAGGGCUAGCAUUGAUUCUGGCAGUGGCACUUGUCUGGGUGAUUGUGUUUUGGGGUUGA
This is a messenger RNA of Lactuca virosa, 474 nucleotides long. NCBI's taxonomy places the organism in Eukaryota, Viridiplantae, Streptophyta, Magnoliopsida, Asterales, Asteraceae. The record is from the annotation of a GenBank genome assembly.